Mangifera indica (mango) is the source of this 586-nucleotide messenger RNA. RefSeq names its product 10 kDa chaperonin, mitochondrial-like. Lineage: Eukaryota; Viridiplantae; Streptophyta; Magnoliopsida; Sapindales; Anacardiaceae. Bases 134 to 427 code for a protein of 97 amino acids. Gene Ontology annotation, molecular function: ATP binding; protein folding chaperone; metal ion binding. The transcript is spliced from 3 exons. Gene Ontology annotation, cellular component: mitochondrial matrix. The record is from RefSeq and is a predicted model, not a curated record.
AAAACCUAAAACCCUAGAACCUCGAACCUUCUAUCACUCUCCAGAACCUCAGCCAUAGACUUUCUCUAUCGUUAAUUCGUUAUAACCCGAAGUCGGAACCCUCUCUUUUCACCGAAACCGCAAAUUCGAAGCCAUGGCAAAGCGCUUGCUCCCAACCCUCAACCGUGUUCUUAUCGAGAAAAUCGUCCCUCCGUCCAAAACCAACGCCGGGAUUCUCCUCCCCGAGAAAUCAAGCAAGCUCAACUCUGGGACUGUGAUUGCGGUGGGCCCCGGCUUACGUGAUAAGGACGGCAAGGCGAUUCCGGUGUGUUUUAAGGAGGGCGACACCGUGCUCCUGCCUGAUUACGGCGGUACCCAGGUCAAACUCGGCGAGAAAGAGUAUCAUUUGUAUAGGGAUGAGGAUAUUUUGGGUACUCUACAUGAUUGAAGAGUUUAGCUAAUUGCUUAUUUAUUUGUAAGGCAUUAUUGUGUUUUGGACUUACUUAAAUGUGACUCAUUAAUCAAAUGGGGCAUUUUGGUUUUGAGUGAAUUUGAUGUUAUUCACUUUGGAUAAUGCUAAUGCAAAUUCAAACUUUUGGCCUUGAUC